Molecule: messenger RNA, 1844 nt
Organism: Morus notabilis
Lineage: Eukaryota; Viridiplantae; Streptophyta; Magnoliopsida; Rosales; Moraceae
Exons: 6
Coding region: 319-1569 (416 amino acids)
Biological process (GO): circadian rhythm; regulation of DNA-templated transcription
Source: RefSeq, a predicted model, not a curated record
CCCAGCGUAGAAAAAUCGGAAAAACUCUUUUUCAGUAGUUUUGUUUUCCGCAACUUGCCUUGAUAUGAUACGCUAAUUGAGAAUAUUUUAUUACACAAAAAAGAAAGAAAAAAAAUUGUGUGUGUGAAAACUAAACAGCCUGACAAAAAACCAAAAGCUGCCUUCGUUUUUUGGCCUUUUGCAGCUGAAACGCUUGUCAGCCUCUCAAACUGAAGAAAACCCAUCAGAGUUUCAAUUGUUUAUCUCGCAUUUCUCCAUCUGGGCAACCUUAAUUCUCUCAAUCAGGAACUGGGUUUGCCUUGUUUUCUCAAAUAACUGAUGACCAGCUUUGGACUCAUGGAUUGGUAUUCUGCGAAUGGAAUUGAUGAUCUUAUUGUUCCGAAGGAUGGCGGAUUGUCAGAUAGGCUUCCGUCACCUGACAGUUGGUCAAAAUGGGGAGUGGGUGUGAUGGAAAGUUACCCGUCACAUAACAAAGGCGGUAGUGCUUUUCGUCAAAAAUUCACUGCAGAAGAACCCGACUUCAGAAGUUUAUACGAUGACGUUGAAAUGGAGGAUUUUGUUGAUAAAUGUCACUCUAGCAUUUCAAGUGCAUGUGGAAGAUUGUCUGAUGAUUCUGUUCAGAGAACCACACUUUCAAGCAAUCGACCUGAUUAUCAGCUUGAUCUCGGAGGAUCCAGGCAGAUGGAUGACAUUUUCUUGUCUUCCUUGCUUGAAGAUCUUCCUGAGAUUGAAAAUCAAGUGAAGUCGUUCUGCUUUUCUCCUAAAUCUCAACGUGGUACGCAAUCUAAUAACUUCUUGACGGACAUGACUUUGGAUUCGGAAAAUACUUCAAGUGGUGCACAGUGUCUGAGUAGCUCAAGAUAUCUUCAGACACAUGUAUUUUCUCCAUCAUUGGGUUUGGAAAAUGAAGAUACCACUGCUUCAAAGUUUGUCAGUUCGCAGCAAAAAGAUUUCUCACCAAGCAAGGGAACAUCACUAGGAGUUUCAGUCCCUUCCAAGGAGAACAGGAUGAGUAUACACAUGAAUGAGGAGACAUCUCUUGAAGAAUCUGUAUUGCAGGAGCUUAAAAUGGUGACGAAUCAGUUGACGGAAAAAACUCGAAUAUGCUUUCGUGAUGCCUUGUACCGCCUUGCAAACAACUCAAAACAACACCACAUGACACAGAACCAAGAUGGAGACCUAUGCGUGGGAAUUCCUCCCCUAUGGACACCUAAUCAUGAAACGACGAGGUCAGAGACAAAGAAAGCGACGGAGUCGGAGACCAAUGUUAUUGACAGAGCUGUUGCAAACCUCAUUUUCAAUAAUUCGGAUUUCAACAAGCGAGAUCUCUCCAUGGCUGCAUCGUCAAAUUCCAAGGAAGAAGUUGGUGGAGCAACUGAAUCAUCUGACAAUCAGUUGUACCAGACACAAAUUCGCUAUUUGGAUGACCACCAAGUUGUACUAGAUGAUGCUCAAGUUCCAAACCUUGGUCAUACGAACCCGUAUCCAGCGGCAAACUCGACGAAAAGUUUCUCAAAAAAAGGCUGCAGGGAACUAGACUUUAAUGUUGGACUUUGGCUCAGUGACUGAACAAUGGAUUUGUAGCAGGCCAUUGUGUUAGCAAUAUGAUUUGGAAGCUUCGAGAAACUGCUUCCAACUGCGUUCAAACACUUUUUUUUUUUUCUUUUUUUCGGUGCGUGUGUGUAAAUAAUAGUCCUAAGUUAUUAGCGGACAAAGAGUUAGUACUUUAUGCAUAAGUCGCUCAGUUUCGAUCCUAAAUACAAAGUUUGGGUUAGUUGAACUGUUUAACUAGUGUGAUGGACAUAGUUUUCUUGGCCAGUAAAGAGUCCGAACUUUCCUGUUCA